AUGCCACUCUUCAUGAUGGCAGUGUCCGUCUACAACAACUGGGACUCGUCUCCAACAGCAGCUCUCCCUGCAGAGGGUCCUGUAACUGCCCCAAGGAACAGGCACCAGGACCCUGAGGUGGUACCCUAUCUGGAGGAACCCAUCUCUGACACCGACUCCAGCCAGGACAGCAAUACCCCUCAUGAUACCAGCAAUUCUUUCUCUGUGGAUUGGGACUCUGCUGAGAGGCCAGGGGUGGUCCCCAACGGGGACAGACUCAACGUGAUGAUCCCGAGGAGGCCUCAGGAGGGGCUGAGAGCUGACAGUGCCCGAAGGGUCCCCAGAUCCCCAGCCAGAGGAGACCCAGCAGGCCAGAGAAAGGAGGACUCCAGCAGUGGUGGACAGAGUGCUGGCCAGCACUGGGCAAAGCUUCGGGCAGAAAGUGGCUACUUCUCCUUGGAACGACAUCGCUCAGGGCAAAACCAGGCUUCCUCCGGGACACCACCUAGUGGACCUCGGGCCACCACCCAGGCUUCUUCUGCUCAAAGGGCUGCUUUCCAGGAUGCUUCUGCACAAGAAACCUCCCAAGCUUCCUCUAUAUCCCAAAACACCCAAAGGGACACCCCCAGAACCUUAGCCACACAGCGGAGUAGCCCCAGAAUGUCCUCUCCUUCAAGAGUGUCCCAGAGGGACACUCCUAGAACCAUGUCCACCCAGCAAAGCAGCACCCCACUUUCCUCUCCCCUCAGAGCCACUCAAGGGAGCCUCAAGACCUGCACACCACAAAAUGGCCCCCACGAUGCAUCGUCUCUUUGUGUCCAAGCCUCCUCUCCCAACAGAACCACCCAGAGGGACAACCCCAGGAACACCUCUCCCAACAGAACCACCCAGAGGGACAACCCCAGGAACUCCUCUCCCAACAGAACCACCCAGAGGGACAACCCCAGGAACUCCUCUCCCAACAGAACCACCCAGAGGGACAACCCCAGGACUCCCUGUGCCCAAAGGGACAACCCAAGGACUCCCUGUGCCCAAAGGGACAACCCAAGGACUCCCUGUGCCCAGAGGGACAACCCAAGGACUCCCUGUGCCCAGAGGGACAACCCCAGGAGCUCCUCUCCCAGCAGAAUCGCUCAGAGGGACAACCCAAGGACUCCCUGUGCACAGAGGGACAAUCCCAGGAGCUCCUCUCCCAGCAGAAGUACCAAGCAGGACAACCCCAGGACUCCCUGUACCCAGAGGGACAAUCCCAGGAGCUCCUCUCCCAGCAGAAGUACCAAGCAGAACAACCCCAGGACUCCCUGUACCCAGAGGGACAAUCCCAGGAGCUCCUCUCCCAACAGAACUACCCAGAAGGACAACUCCAGAACUUCCUGCAGACUACAGAACACCCCCAGGACUCCUCCUACCCAAGGAGACAAGACUACAGCCUCCUGUAGCAAAUGGGAGCAUCUCCGAAGCGCUUGCACCCAACAAGACAACCCAAGACCACCAUCUUCCUUCCAACAAGACAACUCCGGGGCUUUCUCUCAAGGCUGCACCCAAAAGGACAACCCAGGACCAUUAUCUUCCCGCCAUGCCACUCCGGGGAGUAGCUCCAGGAACCCUUCUCCCCACCGUACCAACAAAGAUAUCCCUUGGGCCUCCUUUCCCCUUCGGCCAACCCAAAGUAGUGCUCCUCGAACCUCAUCUCCAUCUCGCACCAAACAAAACCAGGUGCCUUGGGCAUCCAUUUCUCUCCGGCCAACCCAAGGGGACAGGCCUCAGACCUCAGCUCCUACCAGACUCGCCCAUCACGCCCCUCCCCAGCACUCCUCGCCCUCCCUGGCCUCCUCCUCUUCUCGUAACCCCGGCCAUGCGGGUGCCUCUCGGACUUCACCGCCUCUGCACCCCGCACCACGAGGGGUUCCCCAGACCUCUUCAGAGUCCUCCCAGCCGUCAUGCGCUGUGUGUAUCGGGCACAGGGACGCACCUCGUGCCUCUUCACCCCCUCGCUGUUUUCAGUACGACCCUUUCCCCUUUUUUCCAGAUCCCCGCUCGUCUGAGAGCGAGUCGCCCCACCACGAACCCCCCUACAUGCCACCUGCAGUGUGCAUUGGGCACCGCGAUGCCCCCCGGGCCACUUCACCCCCUCGUCAUACCCAGUUUGAUCCCUUUCCCUUCCUCCCCGACACAUCAGAUGCUGAGAACGAGGCCCCGCAGCAUGAACCCCCACAGUUUCCCCCACCAGUGUGCAUUGGGUACCGCGAUGCCCCCCGGGCCUCCUCCCCACCACGCCAGUUUCCCGAGCCCUCUUUCUUCCAGGAUCUCCCCCGGGCCAGCACAGAGAGCCUUGUCCCUUCCACAGACUCUCUGCAUGAGCCUCCCCACAUCCCCCCUCCUGUAUGUAUUGGGCACAGAGACGCUCCCUCCUUUUCUUCCCCACCACGCCAGGCCCCCGAGCCUUCCCUCUACUUCCAGGAUCCUCCUGGGACCAGUAUGGAGAGUCUUGCCCCUUCCAUCGACUCUCUGCACGGCUCUCCACUGCUGCCCCCUCAAGUAUGCAUCGGCCAUCGGGAUGCACCCAGGGCCUCCUCUCCUCCCCGCCACCCACCCAGUGAUUUAGGUCUCCUGGCUCCCUCCCCUCCCCCAGGUAGCUCAGGCUCUCGGGGCUCAGCACCCCCAGGGGAAAGCAGACACAACUUGGAGAGGGAGGAGUACACCAUGCUGGCCGACCUGCCCCCACCCAGAAGGCUGACCCAGAGGGGGCCAGAGCCCCAAGCACAGGGCAGCAACGAGGGCCGUACCCGCAGCCCUGGCCGGGCAGAGGUGGAGCGCCUCUUCGGGCAAGAGCGCAGGAAGUCGGAGGCACCAGGGGCCUUCCAUGCCCGGGAUGAGGGACGGUCACAGCGGCCCAGCCAAGGUCAGAGCCAACUUGGAAGACAGUCCAGCCCCGCCCCCAGCAGGCAGGUGACCAAGCCCUCUGCCAAGCAGGCGGAGCCAGCCCACCGGAGCCGAACAGAGGCCCCACGUCCUAAGAGUCCUGAGAAGCGGCCUGAGGGAGACCGGUGGCUCCAGAGGUCCUCAGCACCUGCCAGGACAUCAGCCCGGACACCUGAGAGGAAGGCUCAAACAGAGAAACAUCUAGAGAGUGGCUGCACCGGCCUGAGGCAGGCCCUGGGAGGGUGGCAGAGUCAGGAAGAGCUGUCGGGACCCCAAAGUCCUAACAAACACCCAGAGAAGAGCUGGGACAGUCAGGAGGAGGGUCCAGGCCUGGGGGGCUGGCCAGAGCUUGGGAGUUCCAGCCUGGAGGGAAUAUGGAGGGGCCCUCCUCAGGAGCACAGGGAAAGGUGGGGACAGUCAGAGACCUGGGAGCAGCUUUCCUGUAGUGGGCUGCAGGGGGGGCCACCAAGGGGCCAAGGUAGUCUUCAGGAGUUGCCCAGGCCUCACCAGCCUACAACCCCCCCAGACAGCGCCUGGGCAGGCCCAGCAGAAUGCUUGUGUGCCCUGCAUCCUGAGGCCAGCACUGCCAUGGGCUGGAGGGCUGAGGGAGCAUCCCCACAUCAGUAUAGUCCCGAGAAACCACCCGACCUGGACUGGAGGGACCUACUGGGCCUUCUCCGGGCACCCGAGGAUGGGGCCUGGGCCCGACUCCCAAGGCUGGACUGGGAAGGCCUGUUGGAGCUCCUGCAGGCUCGGCUGCCCCAGAAGCACCCGGCUGGGCACUUGUGUGACCCAGCCAGGGCUUCAGAACCAGAGCUGGGUUCCCCAGGAACAGAGGACACCCUGAAGACAGAGACGCUGACCCAGCCUGAAGGAUGGGCCACGACCACCCAAGCCAAUGGUCAUAGCCCUGGGCAGCAGUCUGAGAGCCCAGCACAGCUACCCAGCCCUGCCGGUACCUUCACCCAGUGGCCAAAAACCAAAGUGACGAGUGGACCAACAUCUUCGCCUCUGGAGCAGACAAACCACCUAGGGAGCCACAGCCCACCAGACCAGGCGUUCCAGCCGGAGGAGCCUGAGGCGUCAGAACCAAGCAGAGGCGAAGACUCGCUGGCUGACCAGAAGCAGGCUGACUCGGCAGACAAGAGGCCAGCAGAGGGCAAGGCUGGGAGCCCACUCAAGGGCCGACUGGUGACUUCGUGGCGGAUGCCCGGGGACCGGCCAGCGCUGUUCAAUCCGUACCUGCUGUCUCUGGGGGUCCUCAGGUGGCAAAGGGACCACGAUGAGCUUCCGCAGUCCAAGAAAAUACAACACGUUGACAAGGAAGCUGGGAACAUGAGCAACAGAUGCACACUCUCACCCGGGAACCCAGCUCUUCUUACCGGAAAGUCCCUCGUGGGAGACUUCGCGAAAGCUCUCUCCCUUUCUAUCUACCACUCCCGAUCUCGUUUUGUGCGCAGCUUACUUGCUAGAAUUUUCUCUCUGCCUCAUUUCUCUCCCCCUCGCCCCGUGAGACCUCGGGAGGGCAAGUAG
Messenger RNA from Mesocricetus auratus (golden hamster), 4434 nucleotides. Its product is annotated as TRIO and F-actin-binding protein. The coding region runs from base 1 to 4434 and encodes 1477 amino acids. Gene Ontology annotation, biological process: actin filament organization; positive regulation of substrate adhesion-dependent cell spreading. Gene Ontology annotation, cellular component: actin cytoskeleton. The transcript has 9 exons. Gene Ontology annotation, molecular function: actin filament binding. Lineage: Eukaryota; Metazoa; Chordata; Mammalia; Rodentia; Cricetidae. The record is from RefSeq and is a predicted model, not a curated record.